CCCCGCAUUGUCCGGGCGGCAGCGCAGGAUGCGGCGCCCGGCACGGCCUCCCGGGCUGCGCUAACGGCCCGCCGGCAUGAGGAGGUCUGUCGAAGAUGCACUGGUCACCAGAGCAUGCCCAGUCCCUGAACCAGUGGCCGGAGCAGCACCUGGACGUCUCCUCCACGACCUCCUCGCCAGCCCACAAGUCCGACCUGUACCCCAGCGCCCGCCAGCGCUUCAACUACGCCUGGGCCAACGAUGACAUCUCAGCGCUCACAGCCUCCAACCUCCUCAAGAGGUACGCCGAGAAGUACUCGGGGGUGCUGGACGCGCCCUACGAGCGCUCGACGCUCAGCGGAUACGGGGACGGCGCCUUCGGGCCCGUUAACGGCCAGAAGGGGGACGGGGAGCCCUGGCCGGGGGCACACGGCUCUGACGGCACCUACCCCCUGACCCCCAUCCACGAUGGCCUCCCCGGCGCCAAGGGGGUGGUGCCGCCGGCUGUCCCUGCCGGCAGCGGGGCCAUCGGGCUCGGCGGCUCGCCGGUGGUGUCAGCCAACCUCGCCGAUCCCGUGUACCCCGGCAACUCCUGCGGAGCAGCCGCUGCCGGCUCUGGGGGGCUCGGGGCAUCUCAGGAGUACCCCUCAGGCUACGGUGGCACCUACUUGCCCUCCAGCUACUGCACCCAGCCAGCGGCAGCGCUUCCCCCCCCGCACCCUCCUGCCCUCCACAGCUCAGGGCUCCUGCAGCCCCCACACCCCUCGCCCGCCCUGGUGCCGGGCUACGGCUCCUCCGGCCCCAUGUACAACUACGCCGCCAGCAGCUACCCGCCACAGCCGGGCUACGGGGGCAUCCACCCGCCUCACCCCUCUGCCUCCUACCUGCCCUCCGGCAUCGCGGCACCCACCCCCAUCCCGGCCCCGCCGCCCACUGCCCGCCCGCCGGGGGUCCCUGGCUAUGGCUACCAGGGCGCUGGCUUGGGGCCCCUGGCCGUGCCACCCCUGGGCACCGAGGCGGCAGGCACGCUGAAGAGGAAGGCGUUCGACAUCGGCGGGGAGGACGACGGGGAGGGCAGGUACAGGAAAUACAGCUACGAGCAGCCAAAGUCCCCCUACCCCAUGUCGGACAACGGGGAGUGCCGGGGGAACGGCUUCAGCGGCAGCGGCGAGUCCCCCCAGGUGGCCUUCAAGCCCGGGAAGCGGCCGGCGGGAGCUGGGAACAGCGAAGAGCACGGCGGCAAGUACGGCGGGCAGCAGAUGAAGGGCAUGGUCUCGCCGUCCUACGGCGCCAGGGACGCUCCCCUGAGGCCGGCAGAGCCCUUCGAGAAGUUCAGCCCCCCCCUCGCCAACGGGGAGCGGCCGGCCGAGCCAGGGGCCCCCUUCCCGCUGCGCCUGCCUUCCAAAGCACUGGUGUUCGGCGGUGCCCCGCUGGAGGAGCAGCCCAAGAACGUCGACCCGCUGGUGCUGGAGCUGGUGAACACCAAGGUGGUGGAGCGGGGGCCGCCGGUGCAGUGGUCGGACAUCGCCGGGCAGGUCUCCGUGAAGGCGGCCAUCGAGGAGGAGCUGGUGUGGCCCAUCCUGCGCCCCGGCACCUACAGCGGCACGAGCCACCCGCUCCGGACCCUGCUGCUCUUCGGGCCCCGUGGAACAGGGAAGACGCUGCUGAGCCGCUGCAUCUCCACCCAGCUGGGCUCCACCCUGCUGAGGCUCAGCGGCACCACGCUGCUCUCCACCUGGAAGGCCGAAGCCGAGAAGAUCCUGCAGACCGUGUUCUUCGUGGCCAACUGCCGGCAGCCCGCCGUGGUGCUCAUCACCGAGGCCGAGUCCUUGCUGGCGGCCCGGGCGGGCGAGGACGGCAGCCAGGUGAGCAACCUCAAGUCCCAGCUCCUCUCCUACCUGGACAACGUGGCUACCUCAUCCGAGCAGAACGUGGUGGUCAUCGGCACCACGGCCCGGCCGGGCAGCAUCGACGAGGCGUCGCACCGGCGCUUCGGCACGCGGCUGUACAUCCCGCCGCCGGACGGCGCGGCUCGGCGGCACAUCCUGCGCCAGGCGCUGGCCCAGCAGAGCUGCUGCCUGAGCGAGCGGGAGCUGGCGGCCCUGGCACAGCGCACCGAGAGCUUCUCCGGCGCCGAGCUGCUGCGGCUCUGCCAGCACGCCGGGGCCGCUCGCCGUGCGCUCACCGGACCCCCCACCUGCUACCAGGACCUGGAGAAGGCGUUCUGCAAGGUGCGCCCCGCCGCCUCGCAGAAGGAGCUGGACUUGUUCCUGGAGUGGGAUAAGAUGUACGGCACCAGGCACUGACGGCAGCGGGGCAGCGGGGACGGACCCCGAGGCGGCGGGGGCGGGUUUGGGACGGGGAUUAGGGUCCGGUUCUCUGAGUGGGGUCGGGUCCCUCGUCCCGAAGCGCAGGGGACCAGCCCUGCCGGCAGCACCACGUACCUCAUCUCGCCCGUGUCGGACUCGCCCGGGGAUGUCCCGCGCCGUGGCUUUUCGGGAGCGUCGCCCACGACUCAGGAUAAGCUAUUUAUUGUUUUCCCCACCAUCCGUCCCCGGAGCGGCGCUGCCAGCAGGGCCCUGGGGUUCGGCUCUGUGGCAUCGGGAGCUCCCCCAUCCACCCAAAAGCUUUAUUAUGGUUUUUUGAUUGCUUCUCGUUACUCCCAACAGAAAUACCUCGGGUGUCUUUUGAGCCCCUUCUCACCUGGCGACGAUCAGGGAAAGGGGGAGCUGGGGGAGACACCCAAACCAGGGAAUUUCACCCCAAAACAAGGAGGUUACACCCCAAACCGGGGGGGUUAGACCCCAAACCAAUGGGUUACACCCCAAAACCAGGGGGUUUUGGAGUAAAAUGCUGUAGAUUGUUGAAUAUCCUAGACUUGGGUUUUUAUUUUUGUAAGGUCUGUAGUAUUUUUUGUUUGUUCGUUUUUUCUUUUUAACUACUCAGGAAAAGAAUUACCUCAGAAAAACUAAAGAAUGUUUUUUUUAAAAACACUUUUUAAAAACACUUUUUAUCUUCUCAGAAAAGGAAAAAGGAGAUUUUUUUAAGAGUUUUCCGACCUGGGACAAAGCUGCCUCCUGCAUUUGCUUCCAAAGGGGGUGAAGAAAGGAAGAAAUAAAAGGAAAAAUAAACUUGAAGCUGUUACAAAGAUGAAAUUUGAAUGUAUUUCAGGUGCUUUCCACAUAUAUUAUGCCAUAAUUUUAUUUUAAGUUUUGUUUUCGACAUCGUUCUUGUAGCGUUUGGUGGAGUAACGUGUCUUCAGUGCAAAGUUUAGUGCUGUAGGUUGGGAGCUGUCGCCGGCACCGCUUUUUGGAGCAGGGUGGGUCCCCCCGGAGUCUUUUGCUGCAUCCGGGGGGGUCACGGAGGGGACCUCAGCGCCAGGUUGGGACUGGGAGGGAUCCCCCUCCCAGUGGGGGUUUUGCACUGGGGGAUGGGACCACGGGGGUCCCCCAGGCGUGGCUGGGAGGAUUCCGGCGCUGACUCCGAGCUCCUUUUCCCCCCAGUUUCGGGGAUUUCUGGCUCCUCUGAGCACUAAGGAGCCCUGGCAGCAGCUGGCCACAGAUCGGGCAAAUCACUUCCCCCCCGCUUCCCCUCCUCCCCCCCCCAAAAAAUAAAGCCCCUCAGGGCUGAGCGAGGGGCUUUGCACAGAGCGUGAACCCCCAGCCCAUCCCCUGGCCCCUCUUUGCAUCACGGUGGGGGUUUGCCCCACUGAAAUGUCAAUUUUUAUUCUUUUUAGUGCUCUAAAGGCCUCCCCCUUGGAGCAACCCCCCCAAACCUCAGGGUCUGCACAUGCAGAGAGAACAGAUCCCUCACAGGGGCCCCCCCCAGAGGUGUCUGCCAGGUUUUUUCCCCAAUUUUUCCUAAUUUCCUCUUGCAUCCAGGGCAUUACCAGGGCACCCCUUUGCCUCCCAUCUCCAAAAAGUCGUGCUGGGUUCCUGAAGACUUAUUAUUAUUAUUAUUAUUAUCCUAUUUGUACACUCUCUGUAACCAUUUCUACCUCAUUUUGCAACAUAUUGUACAUGAAAGUAUUUAAUUCAUGUUGAUGUCUGAGACAGACAAGCUCUAGGGCUGGGAUGGUCUACCUCAAGAAAUGCUGUAUUUUAAAAAAAAAGAAAAAAAAAAAAAGUA
Messenger RNA from Corvus hawaiiensis (hawaiian crow), 4107 nucleotides. RefSeq names its product fidgetin like 2 (gene FIGNL2). Bases 96 to 2285 code for a protein of 729 amino acids. The transcript is spliced from 2 exons. NCBI's taxonomy places the organism in Eukaryota, Metazoa, Chordata, Aves, Passeriformes, Corvidae. Gene Ontology annotation, molecular function: ATP hydrolysis activity; ATP binding; microtubule severing ATPase activity. The record is from RefSeq and is a predicted model, not a curated record.